AUGGCGUCGAGGAGAAGGGGGCAACCGCCGGCGUGCCUGCCGGUGCUGGUGCUCGUCGUGUGCCUGGCAGCCGCCGCGGUGUCGGGCGAACCGCUGCCGCAGUACUACGAUGCCAUCUUCAGCUUCGGCGACUCCUUCUCCGACACGGGCAACUUCGUCAUCAUCAACUCCGGCAAGCUGCCCAACAUUCCCAAGUUCCCGCCGCCGUACGCCAGGUGCUCCAACGGCCGCCUCGUCAUCGACUUCCUGGCCGAGGCGUUCGGCCUGCCUCUCCUCCCUCCGUCGGCCAACAAGGGCACCAACUUCAGCCAGGGCGCCAACUUCGCGGUGAUGGGCGCGACGGCGCUGGAGCUGCAGUACUUCAAGGACAACAACGUGUGGAGCAUCCCGCCCUUCAACACCUCCAUGAACGUGCAGCUGGGGUGGUUCCAGGAGGUGAAGCAGACCAUCUGCCCGUCGGACCCGUCCGCCUGCCGCGCCCUGUUCGGGAGGUCCCUGUUCGUGUUCGGCGAGUUCGGCGGGAACGACUACAGCUUCGCGUGGAAGGCGGACUGGUCCCUGGAGAAAGUGAAGACGACGCUGGUGCCCGCCGUGGUGGCCUCCCUGGUGAGCGGCGUCGAGCGGCUCCUGGACGAAGGAGCACGCCACGUGGUGGUGCCGGGCAACCUCCCCGCCGGGUGCAUCCCCAUCACGCUCACCAUGUACCCGUCCGAGGACAGGUCCGAGUACGACCCGCGGACGGGGUGUCUGAAGAAGUACAACAGCGUGGCGCUCUACCAUAACGCCAUGCUCCGCAUCGCCCUCGACCGCCUCCAGCGCCGGCGGCCGGAGUCCCGCAUCGUCUACGCCGACUACUACACACCUUACAUCCAGUUCGCGCGCACCCCGCACCUCUACGGCUACAAGCGCGGCGCUCUGCGGGCGUGCUGCGGCGGCGGCGGGCCGUACAACUACAACAUGAGCGCGUCGUGCGGGCUCCCCGGCGCCACCACCUGCGACGACCCCGACGCGCACGUCAGCUGGGACGGCAUCCACCUCACGGAGGCGCCCUACCGCUUCAUCGCCAACACCUGGGUCAAGGGGCCCUACGCGCACCCGCCGCUCGCCACCGUCGUCCUCGAGGACAUGGUCGACUGA
Molecule: messenger RNA, 1137 nt
Organism: Miscanthus lutarioriparius
Lineage: Eukaryota; Viridiplantae; Streptophyta; Magnoliopsida; Poales; Poaceae
Source: the annotation of a GenBank genome assembly